This is a messenger RNA of Closterium sp. Naga37s-1, 1431 nucleotides long. The record is from the annotation of a GenBank genome assembly. Lineage: Eukaryota; Viridiplantae; Streptophyta; Zygnematophyceae; Desmidiales; Closteriaceae.
AUGGCUUCCUCCCUCGUCGCCCUGCAAUCGUUCUCGGCUCUCUCCUUCAGCACAGCCGUCAAAGGGGCUUCACUUUCCGCGCAUCGCCUAGCAGUCGCUUCCGCCAUUGCUCCCUGCAGGACAGGUGUCACCGCCCUCCUAGGCUUCAACAAAUCCGCCGUCCCCGCUAAAACCACACCCACUAAGAAGAAACUCCGCACCGAAGAUGGCAUCUUCGGCACAUCCGGCGGCUUCGGCUUCACGAAAGCUAACGAACUUUUCGUCGGCCGCAUGGCGAUGCUCGGAUUCGCCGCGUCGCUCCUUGGCGAAGCCAUUACCGGGCAAGGAAUCCUCUCGCAACUCAACCUGGAAACCGGAAUUCCCAUCGCGGAAGCCGAGCCGCUGCUCCUCUUCUUCAUCGCAUUCACCGUGCUCGGCGCGAUCGGCGGGCUGGGCGACCGCGGGCGAUUCGUCGAUGACGAGGAGCCUGCCGGGUCGCACGUGAAGCCUGGCAGUUUCAAGGCUGCGCUUGGACUGAGCGAGGACGGGCCGCUGUUCGGGUAUACCAAGGCAAAUGAGCUUUUCGUGGGGCGCAUGGCGCAAUUAGGGUUUGCUGCGAGCUUGGUUGGCGAGGUGAUCACUGGGAAAGGUGCUCUGGCGCAGCUGAAUAUCGAGACUGGGCUGCCGAUUUUUGAGUUGGAGCCGCUGCUGCUGGCGAGUAUCGUGUUCUUCUUCGUCGCGGCUAUUAACCCCGGUACAGGAAGCACCCCGUUCCUGGUUGUGCUCCGUAUACUGCGUCUGCAUAGGCCAGGUGUCACCGCCCUCCUAGGCUUCAACAAAUCCGCCGUCCCCGCUAAAACCACUCCUGUCAAGAAGCAACUCCGCACCGAAGAUGGCAUCUUCGGCACAUCCGGCGGCUUCGGCUUCACGAAAGCGAACGAACUUUUCGUCGGCCGCGUGGCGAUGCUCGGAUUUGCAGCGUCGCUCCUUGGCGAAGCCGUUACCGGUCAAGGAAUCCUAUCGCAAUUUAACCUCGAAACCGGAAUCCCCAUCACGGAAGCCGAGCCGCUGCUCCUCUUAUUCAUCGCAUUCACCGUGCUCGGCGCGAUCGGCGGGCUGGGCGACCGCGGACGAUUCGUCGAUGACGAGGCGCCUGCCGGGCCGCCCGUGAAGCCCGGCAGUUUCAAGGCCGCUCUAGGACUGAGUGAGGAGGGACCCCUGUUCGGGUUUACCAAGGCAAAUGAGCUUUUCGUGGGGCGCAUGGCGCAAUUAGGGUUUGCGGCGAGCUUGGUUGGCGAGGUAAUUACUGGGAGAGGUGCUCUGGCGCAGCUGAAUAUCGAGACUGGGUUGCCGAUUUUUGAGUUGGAGCCGCUGCUGUUGGCGAGUAUCGUGUUCUUCUUCGUCGCGGCUAUAAACCCCGGUACAGGGAAGUUCAUCAACGACGAGGAGUAG